Messenger RNA from Aspergillus sclerotioniger CBS 115572, 1960 nucleotides. RefSeq names its product cytochrome P450. The coding region runs from base 54 to 1811 and encodes 585 amino acids. NCBI's taxonomy places the organism in Eukaryota, Fungi, Ascomycota, Eurotiomycetes, Eurotiales, Aspergillaceae. The transcript is spliced from 4 exons. The record is from RefSeq and is a predicted model, not a curated record. Gene Ontology annotation, molecular function: heme binding; oxidoreductase activity, acting on paired donors, with incorporation or reduction of molecular oxygen; monooxygenase activity.
GGUAGGACUUACAUUCUCGUAAUGUGAUGUGUCUUCAAGUGCUCAUUAGCACGAUGAUCGCAUACACACUUAUCUUAGGCCUUGUAGGCCUGUUUGUCUUUGACUAUAUCUGGCGGCUUGCCAAGCACAUUCGGAUCGCACAGCGCUCCAAGCUUCCCUAUGUUGUGGCCCCGUACAGCGUCAGCAUCCUAUCCACUGCGAUUUUCGGCCCACUGCUCCCGUACUUCGUCGAAAACUGCCUUCCCCAAUGGAUGGGCGAUGUCCUCUACGACCACCUGGGCUCUUACCGCUGGUUGAUCAAGGAUCGCCAGGUGAAGAGGUAUGGGAAGGUCUACAUGCUUGUUAGCCCGAAAGGUGUUACAGUCAGCGUCGCGGAUGCGUCGGUGGUCUGUCAAAUAGUCAACGCGCGCCAGGACUUCCCCAAGCCAGUCUUUCUAUAUCGAAUAUUGGACAUGUAUGGACCCAACGUUGUCACAUGUGAGGACAAAGAGUGGACACACCACCGCCGGCACACGGCAACUACCUUUAAUGAGAAGAACAACGCCCUGGUUUGGAAAGAGUCCAUCGAGCAGACGCGGGAAAUGGUCGAGCAAUGGGCAGGAGCAUCUCCUGUAGAUACUUCCCAAGGACCGGGAUUCACGGUUCAGAACACCAGAGACGAUAUUCAUAAACUGACUUUAAACGUGCUGUCUGGUGCAGGGUUUGGAGUGCCAAUGCCCUUCAAGCCCAUACAAGUGGACUCACGUAAGAACCCAGAGGACAUCUUCAAGGACAGUUCCACGCCGCCGGCAGGAUUCGAUUUCACUUUCCGGUCAGUUGUGGCUUAUAUGAAUCUGAACAUCGUCAACAUGGUAUUGGCCAACAAUAUACUGCCUAAGUGGGUUCCGAGAGUGUUGGUUCCGUUUUUCAAGCAGGACUUUGCGGCCCAUCGGGACUUGGACAACUUUCUACAGAGGUUGAUCAGUACAAAAGAAGCCGGAUUGAGCGAUAUCGAAACCGCCUCAAAUCUUAUAGAGGGAAUGCUUUUCUCCAGAAGGCCCGGGCAUACCAAGGAUGGGGGUCUGUCCGACCGAGAGGUCAUCAGCAACAUACAUAUAUUCACCAUUGCAGGGCAUGAAACAACGGCAACCACAUUGAGGUUUGCGCUUGUGCUUCUGGCCCUCCAUCAAGAUGUGCAGGAUUGGGUAUACGGCGGCAUAUCGGACGCAACCAAGGACGAGCCGUCAAAAAUCGGAAACUGGGACUAUGAUAGCGUGUUCCCCAAGCUCGUUACUCCUCUAUGCAUGAUGCUCGAGACAAUGCGUCUCUACCCCCCAGUUAUUUCUGUGCCUAAAUGGACGGGUGACUCCCCGAGUACCAUCCACUACGACGGCAAGGAUUAUGUUUUGGAGCCCCAUGUCAAUCUCAAUCUGAACAUGGGCUGCCUUCACUAUUCUGAAGAGUAUUGGGGAAGCGACGUCAGGGUUUUUCAACCCCAGAGAUGGGACGCGCGCAACGAAGACAGCUUCCUGGCUCAAAAUGCCGCUCUACCAGGCCUUUCUGGCCCCGGCUUGGAAUACGAUACCAUCCAUAAACCGGUCCGAGGCGCAUUCAUCCCGUUCAGCGAUGGGUUCCGCGCUUGCUUGGGCAAGAAAUUCACGCAAGUCGAAUUUGUCGCCGCGCUUACGGCGCUUUUGCGCGAAUACCGGAUCGAGCUGGUCGACACCAGUGAAAAGGGCCGACAAGAUGCAGAACGUGUGUUGGCAGGAAGUACUACGAUAAUAACCCUGGCAAUGAGGGAGAAUGUGCCCUUGCUUUUUCGUAAGAGAUAAUUUUCCGGAAAUGUUGUAUACACAUGGUGGGAUGGCUGGCAAAGCACAGGGAAAUUGAAUACCAAAGCAUCUAGGGACAUAGCAAGGACAGUAUAUAAUACAAAGCACAUGUAACAACAGAUAAUAGAAUCUCUUCAAGCUAAGAGCAA